Molecule: messenger RNA, 644 nt
Organism: Camellia sinensis
Lineage: Eukaryota; Viridiplantae; Streptophyta; Magnoliopsida; Ericales; Theaceae
Product: large ribosomal subunit protein eL36y
Biological process (GO): translation
Cellular component (GO): ribosome
Molecular function (GO): structural constituent of ribosome
Source: RefSeq, a predicted model, not a curated record
UAACUCCUCCAAUGGUAGCGCUAUAAAAGGCAGCGCAUCCGCAAAACCCUAGUUCUUUCUUCCACCUGCCGUCGAUAGUCGCUGCAUUGGUAAACAAUCAAUCCUCUGCGAUCAGCUUCGAAUCUUCUCAUUGUAAUGGCUCCAAAACAGCCAAAUACUGGCCUCUUUGUGGGGUUGAACAAAGGUCAUGUUGUAACCAAGAAAGAAUUGGCUCCGCGCCCGUCUGAUCGGAAAGGGAAAACUAGCAAAAGAGUCCACUUUGUGAGGAACCUGAUCAGAGAAGUUGCUGGGUUUGCACCAUACGAGAAGAGAAUUACUGAGCUGCUUAAAGUUGGGAAAGAUAAGCGAGCUUUGAAAGUGGCUAAGAGGAAGCUGGGUACACACAAGAGGGCAAAGAAGAAGCGUGAGGAGAUGUCUAAUGUCCUCCGCAAGAUGAGGUCUGCUGGAGGAGGAGAGAAGAAGAAGUAAAGCAGCUAUUUACUAUCUUUGUACGUCUUUAAGUAAAAAUGUGAAAUUUCACAUCUGGAGUUUGAGUAGUCAAAUGUUUGUUUUCCUUUGCUACAUUGUUUGUUAAAGCCUUCAGUUAUGCUGAGACUCAAUUUUCUUCCAAUCAAGAAAUAGGAAACUGCUUUAUUUUUCCUUUA